GUUAUAGCUGCAAAGGGCGGGGCCAACUCAAUACUGAAGGCUACUGACGAAGACUUGGAUGCCAUUAAAGUUCAUGUGCAUGUAAAGGUAGGCGUCCUAAUACUGACCAUGGGGUCAGUAGGGGGCCCCAUGAGAUGCCCCUGGUACCUUUUUCAUAGGCUUUUUUGAGGGUGGACUGACCAUUUGGAAACUCGGGCACUGCCCGAGGGCCCGGGGUCAGUAGAGGGCCCCAUGAUAUGCCCCUGGUACCUUUUUCAUAGGCUUUUUUGAGUUUGGGCAAGGACACAGGGGCCCCAUGAUCCCCUAUUGCCCGGGGGGCCCCAUGA
Molecule: messenger RNA, 326 nt
Organism: Staurois parvus
Lineage: Eukaryota; Metazoa; Chordata; Amphibia; Anura; Ranidae
Source: the annotation of a GenBank genome assembly